AUGACGGACUGGAGAGCUUACCACGCGAGGAUCGUAAGAGAUUUUCCAUCAAGAUCACAAUUGCCGCCUGGUUCUUACGUCGCGGGAAUCCGCGAGCCCGCAAAUUCACCCACAGAGGAAGCUCGCAUCUUCAAGUUUGGAGUAAAUUCGUUCGCAUUUGAAGGAAACAUCCAACCGCCCGCAACCUUCAUCUCUGAACUGGACAUCUACGGUGAUCGGUUUGUCCUGUUACAAGCUUGCUUGACAGACUCAGCAUUACCUACGAUGAGCAGACACAUGCCUGUCAGUAUUGUGGAUGAUAGCGAAGUAGCACCAGUCCAAGUCGACCCAGAAUCAGCGAUCACCGAGCCAGUACACACAAUAAGGCGCCUCAUCGAGCAAGAUGACCCGGACAUUCUUGAAGCCGGAGUUCGUCAAGGCAUCAAGACGCUUGAACAGUUGCGCGAUGUUUUCAGUCAAGCAGUCGUCACCACACCAGAAGCCCAAGUUUGGCUAGAUAGUAUCACCGAUCUACUUUCCACGCCGAAGCACAACCGUCAAUAUUUUGGAGUCGUUGGUAACACCGGGGCCGGCAAAAGUUCUAUCAUAAAUGCGCUACUGGACGAGGAGCGUCUGGUCCCCACAAACUGCAUGCGCGCAUGCACGGCAGUGGUAACUGAAAUCUCUUGGAAUGAAUUCACAAAUCCUGGUCAUCGAUAUCGUGCGGAGAUCGAAUUCCUGACGCCCGAGGAAUGGCGCCUUGAGCUCAGUUUGUUGCUUGACGAGACUAGCAACGAUGGCACAGUAUUUAAUGAUAUGUCGAAUUCAGGCACUGCCGCAGGUGUAGCCUGGGCAAAGCUCCAAGCCUUGUUUCCCGAGCUUACCAAAGCGAUGGUUCCAAGCUGCACUUUGGACAGCCUCAUGACAGAGCAAUCCGUAGCGCAAUUACUUGGGAAGACUAUUUGCAUUGCCAGUUCAGAGGCUGGGGACUUCUAUCGACAAGUGCAAACAUACGUCGAUAGCAAGGAAAAGUCCUCGGGCAAGAGCAAGAAAGACAAGGAUGGAUCAGCUUUUGGGUUCUGGCCACUGAUCAAAGUGGUGAGAAUUUACGUCAGAUCAGCAGUUCUGGCAAAUGGCGCCGUCCUCGUUGAUCUUCCUGGCUUACAAGACGACAAUGCGGCCCGGGCUGCCGUUGCCGAUUCAUAUAUCAGGAAGUGCAACGGCAUGUUAAUUGUUGCGCCAAUUACACGGGCGGUCGACGACAAGUCGGCAAAAGAUCUCCUGGGUGAUACAUUCAGGCGUCAGCUCAAGUUUGAUUGUGCCUUCUCUGGCAUCACAUUCGUUUGUUCGAAAACGGAUGAUAUUGAAAUAAGGGAAGCUGCCGAAAGCCUGCGUAUCCAGGACCAGAUUUCUGGCUUUCAAGAAGAGAUUGACAAUAGCAAAACUACAAAAAAACAUCUUGAAAUCCGUCGGGGCACUCUGAGAGAGAGGCUAGAAGGACUCAAUUCAUAUUAUGAUGACCUUUACGAGAAAGAAGAUCAGUGGCAAUCAUUACAACAGAAGCUAGAGUCCGGGGAGCAAGUUUAUGCUCCACAGGAAGCUUCUGGUAAGAGAAGAAAAGGCAACGCUCGUGGCAACGCGCAAAAAAGAUCACGAUUGGACCACUCGGAUCAUGCAAGGGAAUACAUCAGUGACUCAGAAUCCGAUGAAGAUAUAAUGAAACGGCCGCCAGUUCCCCUGACGAUAGACUCUGUGCAGCAAGCGCUUAAGAAUAUCAGAUCCGAACGACACGAGCUCCGGACAGUUCGGAAUGACACCACUACUGAGAUCAAGGAGGUGAACGAGGCACUAAAGGAUGCCGAUGCCAGGAUAGCAGCAAAUGCAAGCCAAAUUGCGGCACGGUGCAUUUCUGAACGCAAUAACUAUUCGAGGCAAAGAAUUCAGCGUGACUUCGCGACUGGUGUUAAGGAAGUCGAUGAAGAAAGCGCGAUCAGAUCCAAUGAACAGCAAUUUGAUCCAGAGGACGCUAUUCGCGACUACGACGAGAUUGCGAACGCAUUGCCCGUAUUCUGCGUAAGUAGCAGAGCUUAUCAAAGGUUGCAAGGACGAUCGGAGGACGAUGGAGUAACACCGGGCUUUAGUUCACUAUUGCAGACUGAAGUUCCGCAACUUCAGAGCCACUAUCGAGAGCUCACAAAGCAUAAAAGAAUUCAAUCAGCACGCACGUUCCUGCAAGACCUCUGUUCGGAGAUCCUGUCGUGUCACAAAUGGUCGAAGAAUACGAACACUGUUGCGACAUCAAACAAGGAGAUUAGGGACCCAGAGGCUAUGCUUUGUCAAUUGGAAUCAGUCUGGGAUACCAUCGCUGAGGAGUGCAGCGUCAAAUUGAAAGAGCUCGUCUGUGAAAAGCUUCAUAUGAAAUGCAGAGCAGUCGCUGAUAACGCCACUGAUGAAGCCCUGGAGAUCUCUCGGAACUGGGUACAGGGCCGAAGCGAUCAUGGCCUCCCAUUUCAGACGUACAAGGCGGUGGUUCGGCGACACGGCGUCUUCCAUUCAAAUAGCUCGGGCAUCCACGAUUUUAACGCUGACUUGAUGAAGCCCAUCAUGAAGCAGCUCGGUGCAACAUGGGAACGUACUUUCCAGAGCCGGGUUCCGAAGGCCUUGGACGAGUGUAUCAAACGAUUUCAAGCAGAGCUGCGCAGUUUCUACAGUGCAGUGAACGCCGAUUCGCUACAUAGGGCUGCUGGCGACUUCAACGACAUUACUGUGGAGCGUCAAGCUCAACGUGCCGAGCAAUCUUUUGAUACGUUGAGAGUGUGCCUUUUGGAAGAGAUCAUGGAGGAACAGCGCAAUGCCAACCGAGAAUUUGUCCCAGUGGUUAAAUCUGAGAUGCAUGAUGCCUACGUGGCAUGCUCCGCCGAGAAGGGGGUAGGAAGUUUUGCGAGGAUGAAAUCUACGAUGGACACCCAUGUCGACAACAAACGGCAUACCAUGUUUCACAGUGCUAUCGAUCGUACGGCAGAAUUGCUUGAUCGCCUCUGUGCCCACAUAGAAAAAAAGAUAAAGAAAAAGGUGAAGCGAACAAUCACUCACCUACGCGCGAAUCAUGCGGCACGUCCAGCGAGCUUAGCCAAAACGGCUACACGAGUUCAAGAGCAUGUAGAUUUCAAAGCAGAAGUCUUCUCAAUCCUUCAACGAAAUAAUGAACGCUUCGGGACUAUCCUCAACGGAGAAGCCGAUGCCGACGUUGUAGAAUUCGUCAAGAACGAGUUUAGGGGUGUUUCGAUCGAUUGAGCUGCGCGCACAGAAGCUCAACGAGUGCUGGAGUUCUCCUAGUGAUGAGGGAGACGAGGUGGAGCUGUAACUACCAUGUUACAUUAAAGAUAUGGACGCUUAAAAUGAUCUCACGAAGUAGUUCAGGCUUCCUCGCCGAGAUUGUUUUGAAGAACUUCAGCAGGCAGAUAUAUACUGUACGACAGGGAAUUGUAACAUAGAAUUGGUGCAAGAGUCUGGAGAUAUUCGGAAAUCGCUACGAUCCUAUCCGUUUAGCAGUGGCACGUUCACCGACCCCAAAAUAAACCAAUUUUGAUGAAACACAACUUCU
Aaosphaeria arxii CBS 175.79 is the source of this 3583-nucleotide messenger RNA. RefSeq lists its product as uncharacterized. The transcript is spliced from 2 exons. The coding region runs from base 1 to 3273 and encodes 1090 amino acids. The record is from RefSeq and is a predicted model, not a curated record. NCBI's taxonomy places the organism in Eukaryota, Fungi, Ascomycota, Dothideomycetes, Pleosporales.